Scomber scombrus (Atlantic mackerel) is the source of this 3857-nucleotide messenger RNA. It is a transcript of the gene msh2, whose product is annotated as mutS homolog 2 (E. coli). The coding region runs from base 68 to 2872 and encodes 934 amino acids. The transcript has 16 exons. The record is from RefSeq and is a predicted model, not a curated record. Lineage: Eukaryota; Metazoa; Chordata; Actinopteri; Scombriformes; Scombridae. Gene Ontology annotation, cellular component: MutSalpha complex; nucleus. Gene Ontology annotation, biological process: mitotic recombination; somatic recombination of immunoglobulin genes involved in immune response; mismatch repair. Gene Ontology annotation, molecular function: ATP-dependent DNA damage sensor activity; mismatched DNA binding; ATP binding.
GAACACGACAGGACGCAGGACGUAGUUUCCUGUUUGGCAGGGAGCCCUGGCGGGAGAUUCAUGCAGCAUGGCGGUGCAGCCGAAACAAAACCUGUCAAUGGACAGUGCAGCCGAGCAUAGCUUUCUAAACUUUUUCUUCUCCAUGCCGGAGAAACCGGAGUCCACUUUCAGAAUAUUUGACCGUAACGACUACUACACUGUUCACGGGAAAGACGCCAUAUUCGCGGCCAAGGAGGUUUUCAAGACUAAUGGCGUCAUCAAAAAUUUGGGCUCAGGGAGUCGCAAGCUGGAGAGUGUGGUCCUCAGUAAGCUCAACUUUGAGGCCUUUGUGAGAGACUUGCUGCUGGUGAAGCAGUACAGAGUAGAAGUGUACAAAAACCACAGCAAGAGCAGCAAGGAGCACGACUGGAAGAUUGAGUACAAGGCCUCUCCAGGAAACUUGACCCAGUUUGAGGAAAUUCUGUUCGGUGGUGGUGGAAGCGGAGCGGAGGGCUGCGCAGGAGUCGUAGGCGUGCGUUUUGCUACAGGAGCUGAUGGGCAGCGUGUGGUCGGGGUCGGCUAUGUGGACGCAGCUCAGAGGAAAAUGGGAGUGUGUGAGUUUCCGGACAACGAGAUCUUCUCCAACCUGGAGUCCCUGCUUGUCCAAAUCAGCCCCAAAGAGUGUCUCUUAGCCCAGGGUGACGGCAACACUGAUAGCAGUAAACUACGUGAGGUGGUAGAGCGAAGCGGGAUGCUGGUCUCUGACAGGAAGAGAGCAGAGUUCAACAGCAAGGACAUAGUGCAGGAUCUCAACAGGCUGCUAAGAGCCAAAAAAGGAGAGACUGUGGCCAGCAACACACUGCCUGAACUGGACAAACAGGUGGCUAUGUCGUGCUUGGCUGCAGUCGUGCGAUUCCUCGAACUUCUCUCUGACGAGUCCAACUUCAACUCCUUCAGUCUGACCAGUCUGGACCUGGGUCAGUACAUGAGACUGGACAACGCUGCUGUCAGGGCUCUCAACCUCUUCCAGGGUUCACCAGAUGACACCAGCGGGGCUCAUUCAUUGGCCGGUCUGUUGAACAAGUGCCGCACACCUCAGGGUCAGCGGCUCGUCAACCAGUGGAUCAAACAACCACUCAUGGACAAAACCAAAAUAGAGGAGAGACUGGACCUGGUGGAGAGUUUCGUGUGUGACUCUGAGCUGAGGCAGACCUGCCAGGAGGACUUGCUGCGGCGAUUUCCUGAUCUUCACCGUCUGGCCAAGAAGUUUCACCGACACUCUGCUACCCUGCAGGACUGUUACCGCGUCUACCAGGCUGUGAGCCAAAUCCCUGGCCUCGUCACAGCCCUGGAGAGAUACUCGGGCAGCUACCAGGUACUGUUGGAGGCAGUGUUCCUCUCGCCUCUCAGAGACAUGCAAAAUGACUUCACUAAGUAUCAGGAGAUGAUCGAGACGACGCUGGACAUGAACCAGAUUGACCACCAUGAGUUCCUGGUGAAGGCGUCGUUUGAUCCGGCGUUGAGUGAGCUGAGAGAAAAGAUGGACGUCCUGGAGAAGAGCAUGCAGUCUGUGCUGAGCAGCGCAGCGAGAGAGCUAGGUCUGGAUGCUGGUAAGACUGUGAAGCUGGAGUCCAACGCCAUGCUGGGCUUUUACCUGAGAGUCACCUGCAAGGAGGAGAAAUCCCUGAGAAACAACAAGAAGUUCACCACUCUGGACGUUCAGAAGAACGGAGUGCGCUUCACCAACAGUAAGCUCAGUUCCCUGAACGAGGAUUACACCAAGAACAGGGAGGAAUACGAGGAUGCCCAGAACGCUAUUGUCAAAGAGAUCAUCAACAUUUCCUCAGGCUAUGUGGACCCACUCCAGACGCUGAGUGAUAUCAUAGCGCAGCUGGAUGCCGUGGUGAGCUUCGCCUUGGCGUCCGUCUCUGCUCCCGUGCCCUACGUUCGGCCUCUUCUGCUGGCCGACGGCUGCAGGCGUAUGGAGCUGCUGCAGGCCAGACAUCCCUGCAUGGAGACAGACGCAGACACCGCCUUCAUACCCAACGAUAUCACCUUCAUACAAGGAGAGAAGAGUUUUUAUAUUAUUACAGGACCAAAUAUGGGCGGCAAGUCGACGUUUAUCCGUCAGGUGGGCGUGAUCGCUCUGAUGGCUCAAAUCGGCUGCUUUGUGCCCUGUGAGAAGGCGGAGCUUAGCGUGAUUGACAGCGUCCUGGCCAGGGUGGGAGCAGGAGACAGCCAGGUGAAAGGAGUGUCCACCUUCAUGUCCGAGAUGCUGGAGACGGCUGCCAUUCUGCGCUCGGCCACGGAGAACUCGCUCAUCAUAAUCGACGAGCUGGGCAGAGGCACGUCCACCUACGAUGGCUUCGGUCUGGCUUGGGCCAUCAGCGAACACAUCGCCUCCAAGAUUGGCAGCUUCUGCCUGUUUGCCACUCACUUCCAUGAGCUGACGGCACUCGCCGCACAGCAGCCCACAGUCCAAAACCUGCACGUCACGGCCCUGACCUCCCACAACACACUCACCAUGCUGUACAGAGUCAAACCAGGUGUAUGUGAUCAGAGUUUUGGAAUCCACGUUGCCGAGCUGGCUUGCUUCCCGCCAUCGGUGGUUGCCAUGGCCAAGGAGAAGGCCGAGGAGUUGGAGGAGUUCCAGGAGCCCGCAGGGGAGAGGUCGGAGCAGGAGGAAGAGCCCGAGGCCAAGAGACGACGAACAGAUAAACAAGUUGGGGAAGACCUGAUCCAAGACUUCCUGGAGAAGGUGAAAUCACUUCCUGCCACCACUAUGACUGAAGAGGAGGUGAAGGUUGAGCUCAGGAGGAUGAAGGAGGAGCUGAUGGCCAAGAAGAACACGUUCAUCUCAGAGAUCCUCAAACGCUGCGUAAAAACGGCCUGAAUUUUCUUUCUUUUUUUGUUACAUUCACACCUAUGUCCUGAUGACUAAGCUCAUAUAAUGUAGUCACCACACUAAAGCUCUUCUAUUGUAUAGUUUUUCAAUAAAGAAAUAUUCCUGCAUGUCUUGUGAAUUUUUCUUCUUAAAAAAAAAAAAUGUUAUUAUAGUUUCAUACGCACAUGACGACAUGUUGAGCAUCAUGAGCUGUGUAAGAAACUAUUUAUCAUGAUCAGAGAACAUUAGACAGUGUUCAAACACAUAGCUGCAUGUAAACAAUUCAUUUUCCUGAAGUGAUUAUUUUCCUUUGACAGUGCACAAAGUCUAGUGUUGCCAACUAAUAGUUAUAUAAAAUAAGAAACAAGUUUAACUCACAAUAACAUAAACACUGGGUGCUGGAUCCUUUAAGUGGUUAAUAAUGAAAAAGAGACUAGGAAAGUCCUAGUUUUUCUUUUUCACUAAAAGUUUAACCACUUCAACUGAAUGUUACCUGUUUCUUCAGAGGGAAAAAUCAUUUCUCCACAACAGUAUAAUGGUGUCACACAUUUUCAGUUUUUCACCUUAAGUGAAAAUUUAAAAUCCAAGCCUGAUUUUUCUUUUUACAGCUGCACUAAUAACUAAAUGCAGAUAAUCUAGAUACACAUUUCCCCCAAAUUUGACGUUUUAUGUUAUGUGGAUUUGAACACACUGAAAAGCUCAUUUCUGCACAACUGUGUAAUUUUACAGCCACCAGAUACAGUAAAUGCUGUGAAAUAUUAAGUACAAUAUCUACCUCUACCCACUCUAAUAAUGUACCUAAAAUUUUAAUUUGCAUACAGUACACAGGAGGAAGUUUUCAAAAUGUAGAUACCUGAUAUUCUGUGAGAACUACAAUAAUCUACACAACACACUUUGUAGCUACUGGAUUUAACUCAAAAUACAAAUUAAGAGGUUUGCAACUACAGCUGUAAACAUGAUUUGAUCAAGCUUCAAUAACUUGGUAUUUGUAGUA